Molecule: messenger RNA, 1537 nt
Organism: Oncorhynchus kisutch (coho salmon)
Lineage: Eukaryota; Metazoa; Chordata; Actinopteri; Salmoniformes; Salmonidae
Product: vasoactive intestinal polypeptide receptor 2-like
Exons: 6
Coding region: 622-1392 (256 amino acids)
Biological process (GO): cell surface receptor signaling pathway; adenylate cyclase-modulating G protein-coupled receptor signaling pathway
Cellular component (GO): plasma membrane
Molecular function (GO): peptide hormone binding; vasoactive intestinal polypeptide receptor activity; G protein-coupled peptide receptor activity
Source: RefSeq, a predicted model, not a curated record
AGCCUUAUACAAUGUCUCUCUCUCUCUCUAUUUAUCGCUCUCCUUUUCUCUCUGUGUGAGAGUGAGUGCUGUUGUUAUUGAGCCCACUGACUGCCUCGGUAGCGCGGAUCACUCAGGCGCGGGCAGAGGCUGGACGGAGUUGACGGGAACGCGCAGUGCCAUAAGUUAACGGGAAAGAGAUAUCUGCUGUCAAACCGACCUCCGCCUCACUUCUGAUAGCUGCCCUCGGAGCUUUCUGUGGCUCCGACUGACUCCCCACCUUUCCAGCAUUCUCUUUCUUUUUCAUAGUCUCCUUGUUUUUCUCUCUCUCCCUCUUUCUCUCCAUACCAUAACAGCUUUCGGUACGAUUUUAACGGACACCUCGUGGAACGUUUUUUUUGUUGCGUUUACAAGCUGUGAUUUUUUUCUUCACCAACACCAAUUGACUGAUGAUGACCAUUAUUAAUGUGUACUUUUUUCGGUGUCUGAUGACUUAUUGAUUUUUCGGGGUUAAAUAUUAUGCGGGCUCUGCCCUCGAGCUGCGCCCUGUGAGGGACCCCAUGAGUUCCGCUAAGUGUGACAAGACCCCACGGUGCGCUUGGACAUUUCGGAGUACUACUUGCUCGUGCGCGGCCUGCAACCAUGGAACGGUCACGGGUCGGUCUGCUGUUCCUCGCACUCUGCCUUUUACGUGUGAAAGUCAGCGGGAGAAAUCCCACGUGUCACUUCCUCUGGGAACUGCAGAGGGCAGAGCUAGUAUGUCACUAUGAGCUGAAGAAACAAUCCAUGGAGCCUGCAGGCUGUGGUGGCCUAUGGGACAACAUUUCGUGUUGGGCCCCAGCAGCAGUAGGGGAGGUGGUGACUCUCUCCUGCCCCCCUGCUCUCAUACACCUCUUCGGACGACAAGGCAACAUCAGUAGGAACUGUACAGAGGCUGGCUGGUCUGACGUCUACCCCAGCCUCAGCACUGUCUGCUGGUCCAGCGACAACAAACCCAACAUGCUGCUGUUCUACUCGGUGGUGAAGACUCUGUACACUCUAGGCCACAGUCUCUCCCUCAUCGCUCUCAUCACCUCUACACUCAUUCUCUGUCUGUUCAGGAGGCUCCACUGUACUAGGAACUACAUCCAUGUGAACCUGUUUGUGUCGUUCAUCUUGCGAGCUGUGGCCGUGCUGGUUAAAGACUCUGUAAUCUUCUCCCAUAAUGAAAACACUGACUGUAGCACGCAGCCCUCACUGGUGAGAUUCCCACUGUAUAUUGCAAAAUGUAUGCCAAUGUCUGUCUCCAUGUACUGUCUCCAAUGUCUGUCUCCAAGGACUGUCUCCAAUGUCUGUCUCCAAGGACUGUCUCCAAUGUCUGUCUCCAAGGACUGUCUCCAGUGUCUGUCUCCAAUGUCUGUCUCCAAUGUCUGACUCCAAUUACUGUCUCCAAUAUCUGUCUCCAAUGUCUCUCUCCAAUGUCUGACUCCAAUGACUGUCUCCAGUGUCUGUCUCCAAUGUCUGUAUCCAAUUACUGUCUCCAAUGACUGUCUCCAAUGACUGUCUCCAAUGACUGUCU